GCGGGAAUCCUGAGCCCGCCUCUUCCCCACCCCUCUGUUUCUCGCCAUGGCCCCUGCACUGCUCCUGGUCUCUGCUGCCCUCGCCUCUUUCAUCCUGGCCUUUGGCACCGGAGUGGAGUUCGUGCGCUUUACCUCCCUUCAGCCUCUUCUUGGAGGGAUUCCGGAGUCUGGUCGUCCAGAUGCCUACCAGGGAUGGCUGGCUGCCUUUCAGGACCGCAGCAUUCUUGCUCCUCUGGCUUGGGAUCUGGGGCUCCUGUUACUAUUUGUGGGGCAGCACAGCCUCAUGGCAACUGAGACAAUGAAGGUGUGGAUGUCCCAGUGCUUUGGGGUUCUUCAGAGGUCGCUGUACGUGGCAUGCACUGCCCUGGCCUUGCAGCUAGUGAUGCGAUGCUGGGAGCCUGUUCCCAGAGGCCCUGUGUUGUGGGAAGUUCGAGCGGAGCCAUGGGCCACCUGGGUGCCCCUCCUGUGCUUUGUGCUUCACGUCAUUUCCUGGCUCCUCAUCUUCAGCAUCCUUCUCGUCUUUGACUACGCAGAGCUCAUGGGCCUCAAACAGGUGUACUACCAUGUGCUGGGGCUAGGGGAACCUCUGGCCCUGAAGUCUCCCCGGGCUCUGAGACUCUUCUCCCACCUGCGCCACCCAGUGUGUGUGGAGCUGCUGACAGUGCUGUGGGUGGUGCCCACCUUGGGCACUGAUCGGCUUCUCCUUGCUCUCCUCCUUACCCUGUACCUGGGCCUGGCUCAUGGACUUGAUCAGCAAGACCUAAGCUACCUCCGGGCCCAACUGCAAAGAAAACUGCACCUGCUCUCUCGGCCCCAGGAGGGUGAGGCCUAGUAAGGAGCUAACCAUGGUUUCAAGCCCUGUACUUCUUCCCCUCAGAAUUCAAAUCCCUUGACAUCCAGGUCUUGGCUGCUUCAGACCAGAGGCCCAAAUCUAUGGACCAAAGGGACAGUCCCAUCCACUCCACUCCCUGGGUCUGUCUCCAUACUCUAAAUUCUGAGUUUCAGGACUUCAAGGUCCACUGCUUACCAACCAGGAAGAGAGGGUGGGGAAUUUAUAGGUCUUCUCACAGUGUCGGGCUGACAUCCCUUCUCCAACCACCUCAAACAGAGAAGGGUCCAGCCUGAUCACUCCCGUGACAGUUACUCGUCUCUGCACCCCAAGGAUCCCCUUCUCCAGGUCUAACUUGCGCUUUGAGGAGCUGUACUGGGGUCUGUAAGUUUGACAGUAGUGGCAGCCCUUCCAGGUUCCAUACCUCCGCCAUUCCCACUGGCUGGCCUCUUCACCUCUUUAGGCCCCGCGCCUGGAUUCGGUCCUUGAACUUAGUUGAGAGGAUUCUCCAGCUCUUUAUUUGAAUGAUUAAGGGCUCCCUGCUCUCCCGAAGAACACACGCAGCUGGAAAAUAAAUUUCAGCCUGGUUUUUCUACA
Messenger RNA from Pteronotus mesoamericanus, 1426 nucleotides. RefSeq names its product nurim (gene NRM). Lineage: Eukaryota; Metazoa; Chordata; Mammalia; Chiroptera; Mormoopidae. Gene Ontology annotation, cellular component: nuclear membrane. The record is from RefSeq and is a predicted model, not a curated record. The coding region runs from base 47 to 832 and encodes 261 amino acids. The transcript has 4 exons.